This is a messenger RNA of Selaginella moellendorffii, 1032 nucleotides long. Its product is annotated as phospholipase A1-IIgamma. Gene Ontology annotation, molecular function: glycerophospholipase activity. The coding region runs from base 1 to 1032 and encodes 343 amino acids. The transcript has a single exon. NCBI's taxonomy places the organism in Eukaryota, Viridiplantae, Streptophyta, Lycopodiopsida, Selaginellales, Selaginellaceae. The record is from RefSeq and is a predicted model, not a curated record. Gene Ontology annotation, biological process: lipid metabolic process.
AUGGCCAUCUUUCCAUUGGCGCUGGUAGUAUCUACUUUCUUUCUCGGCGCUGCCAUCGCCGCCUCCUGGGACCGCGACACGCUCCUCCUUUACGGCGGAUUCGUGGAGGACAUGUAUAACAAGAUCAACUCCUCCUCGAUCGUCAGCUCGGGCAGCGAUUAUAGGAUCACAAGGGACUUGUAUGCCGCCGAGAAGACUGGGUCCUUUUUUGGGGAGCCCUUGGUAUGGAUCGGCUGCGUUGCCAUCUCCGAUUCCAGGCAAAACGUGGUGGUGGUCUUUCGGGGGACGUCCAAUCCCGGGGAAUGGGCCAAAAACUUGCUGGUUUCGCGACUUUCUUUCACAUAUCUCAAUGGUAGUACCGCCAAUUCUCCCGGAAUCCACGAUGGGUUUCUCAGCUUGUACACCGAGUCUGACGAUGGGAAGAUCAACCUGAGGCAGCAAACCGUGGAGGAAUUGCGAUCUCUGGCCUCUUCCAAUCCAGGCUAUAGCAUCAGCUUCGUUGGUCACAGCCUUGGCGGAGCGCUCGCCACUCUCGCGGCCUUUGACGUCGCAAACAGUGAUAUCAUGGAUCGUGUCCAAGGAAAGAAGCUCUCGGUCUAUACGUUUGCGUCGCCCAUGGUUGGGGACGAGACAUUCAAGCAAUUGGUGGAAGAAGAGAUCAGCGCUCUGGAUGUUUUGAGGGUGUCGGAUAUCAGGGACGUGGUUCCUUACCUUCCAUCGCUCAAUUACGUACAUGUUGGGGAGGAUUUCACUGUGGAUGGCUGCCAGUUUGAUGGGAAUAACAAUGGAGGUGAUGUGUUUUCCAAAGUGAUAGAGUACCACAGUCUUGUGCGAUACAUGCGGACAGUUAGUUUAAUCAAAGGUGAUGGGAUCACUGGUGGUUGCAUUAACAAGAAAGAUUUGGAAGGUGUUAUGGAGUUUGUGAGGAAGAUAAUCAGUAAGGCGAAUGCUGGGUGGUCUGGAUUUAAGAAUUUGGUGCUCGCUAUGAAGCAUUAUGUCCAAAACUUUUCAGCCUCCUGCACAACUAAUUGA